Messenger RNA from Macrobrachium nipponense, 2295 nucleotides. RefSeq names its product large ribosomal subunit protein mL37-like. Gene Ontology annotation, cellular component: ribosome; mitochondrion. Lineage: Eukaryota; Metazoa; Arthropoda; Malacostraca; Decapoda; Palaemonidae. Gene Ontology annotation, molecular function: structural constituent of ribosome. The coding region runs from base 1439 to 2221 and encodes 260 amino acids. The transcript is spliced from 5 exons. Gene Ontology annotation, biological process: translation. The record is from RefSeq and is a predicted model, not a curated record.
UAAAAAUAAGAUAGAGGCUUAAAGGUUUCCCACAAGCAGCAGAAGCAAAGGCUUUUUUUCAUACAAAAACAAUAAUGCUCGAGUGGUAUUAACCAUAUCGGAACUGUUACCAUAGAUAUGAUUUUUAGAAAUACUUCUAUAUGCUUGAAUUUGGUUCUAUAUGCUUGAAUUUGGUUAUGCUGUAUAAAUACUAUUAGAAUUGACAUUUGCUUUGAUUUGUUCGUAUGUAUCACAAUCAUUCUUGGUUUUAUGUAUUGCUCUAUGGAUGAUAAAGUAUGACAGGCAUGGUCCUAAAUGGCCAAUGAGGUAAGUGAAUCUGUGCUUAGAUGAAAAGUUAGAUCUUCUUUUCUAUGGAAGUCUCCCUGUCAUACCCUCAAGACUUUCACUUUUGACUUCAUUAAACUGAUGCAGGUAUGUAUUGAUUGCUAAUUAGUAAUUUUUUUUUUUUUCCAUUCAUCUUUAUUAACUUGAAACUGGUGUUCCUUGAAGUUGAUUUUGUUUAUUGUACAGUUAUUCUAUCAUGAAAGUCUCUGGGCUUGUAGAAUAAUCUUUUCAUGAUGGGUUUUUGCAAGGGACCUGUAUGUUGGAGUAACAAGCCCACUUAUAUGCAAAUACCAGUUAAAGUAAAAACUGCCUCCUUUACUAGUUUUGUGUGCUCAUUUUAUCUGGUUCUUGUAUAAUUCACAAUCCAUAUAAUAUUUUGUAUAUUGGUAUUUCCCUUUUGUGUUUUGCUAUGGUGUUACCAUUGCCUUGUUUUAACCUGUCUUGUAGCAGAAGAAAGCAUAACUCAAACAUUUGCUAGGCAUCACCACAGAAUUAUGAAAAAUAUAGCGUACAUACCAGAGUUGUUAGAAAUGAGAUCAUGAAUAUAAACUGAGUUACAUAUGCCAUUUACUAAUGGUAUGAUAAUUGCUAAGGAGAUAGCCUAGAAUAACAUGCAAGAAGCUCAGGAAUCAGGCAUCAUUUACCUCUUAAGAUGCUAUGCAUGAGCUAACUAAUAAACUAACCCAUCCAGUGCUAUGGAAUGAAAAGUUCCUCUACCUGAUUCUUCCAGCUCUGUCUCUUGCUGUCUCAGGUAGCCAAUCCCCAACGUUUCCUACAUAGUAAUCUAUCAGAAAGUAGGUGUGCUCAUUUUAUAGCAGGGAAGAUCUUUCUUAUCAUCUAACUACUGUGCUGCUGAGUUCAACAGCUAUCUAGCACUCUGUUUGACAGUCUUAUCACCUUACUAAGGUAUAGGUAUUUGGGUUAGUAUACUUGGAUCAUGGAAAUAAUUUAGAGGUUUGUGUUUUUAGAAAUACUGAAUGCUUUAGGUUGUAUAAAUUGCCGUAUAUCUCCAAUAGGAGAUGAGAUUUUGUAGAGGCCAAAUAACCCCAAUUGUUAGAAUGGACUCAUAGAAUACUUACUUACUGAUUCCAGGGUUAUUCUUCAGUCACGUCUAAUGGAUUCCCAUCAGGAGUUACUACCAAGAAUAGAUGAUGUAGUAAACCGACCAGGAUGGAAUUUUCCAAGAGAGUGGGGUUCACCUGUAGGCAGGAAGAACAAGCAGAUGACCUACAAACUCCUGCUUCUGCUGGACCAGCUAUCUCCUGGAUCAGCUAACAAGCAUUUAAUGGCAAACACCAAGAGUCAAGUCUCCUUAGAGCAUUCAGGUCAGUUGAUUCAGAUGAAGUAUAAGGCAUAUGCGCUGUUGAUCGCUUCUAAACCUUUAUCACCGGUAGCUGAAGAAGAAGAAAUUCAUGCAACUGAGGGUGAAAUUCUACCUACCAUUUAUCCUUUUUCUCCAUUCCUUCAUUGCAAACAACUUGUGAAAUACAGCGACGAGCAAUAUGAUUGUUUGGCCACGAGUACUCUCUACCCCCACACCCUCUUUAUUCAUUUGAACAUGCCAAGACCACCACAUGAUGAUGAAAAUUUUUGUGGACUAACACUCAUGCAAGCUUUUGGACAUGCUGCUGCCUAUGCAAAAUCAUCACUUAAGAUUGCAAGUGGUGAUUUAGAGACUCCACUUACCCUGCAAGUGGUUCACACUACAGGAAGGAAGUUCCACUUUGGUGUGUUGCAGCUAAAUACCUUGGAUCUCACUGGGCCACGAAAGAACAUAUUCUGGAGUAGUCCAACAGAAACCUUAUUUGAUGUGUGUAAUUUUAAGGGUGCAGCAGCAAAUUUAGAGGGUUACAAUCCCAAAAUUUUUAGCUUGUUAAGGGCAUUCCAUGCCCAGUAGAACUAAAAUUUGUGUUGUAUAUAAAAAUGUAACUGUUUGUAAAAUUAAAAUUGUAAUUAAAUCUGUUAAAUGUU